Pecten maximus is the source of this 1205-nucleotide messenger RNA. RefSeq lists its product as uncharacterized. NCBI's taxonomy places the organism in Eukaryota, Metazoa, Mollusca, Bivalvia, Pectinida, Pectinidae. Gene Ontology annotation, biological process: DNA integration; DNA recombination. The record is from RefSeq and is a predicted model, not a curated record. Gene Ontology annotation, molecular function: DNA binding.
AUGGCGUUGAUAAAUGGAAGUUCGUUCACAACAAAGGAUAAUGACCAUGAUGGAAAGCCCACCGGCAACUGUGCCGUUGAAUGUGGCGGAGCAUGGUGGUACCACCAAUGUUCACGUGCGAAUCUGAAUGGCAAGUACAGAACAGACAAUGGCGACUCCAAUGAUUCCAUGUCCUGGAAAUACUUCUUUGCCAACCGAAAACAGACGGCGGACUCGAUUUGCAAGAACUGUCCGCCAUUAACGACUUCGAAGUUUUUCUAUAACUGUAAAUUGUUUGGCAUGAGGGGCCAUGACGAACACCAUGCACUUGAGUGUGAUCAGUUCAUCAUUGGAGAAGACUCUAAAGGAAAGUACUUCGUGUUUGUGGGAAGAGCUUCGAAGACAUUCAAAGGAGGACUCGCGCAGCGAGAGAUCGACAUAAAGAAUAUCAUACACUACAGUAACCAAGGUGAACGCUGCAUAGUCGAUUUGUAUGAGCUAAAGUACCUGCAGGUCCUAGUCUCUGGGAAAUUCUACAGGCGCGCAUUACCUGGCACACCUCCGAGGUUUGGGAACCAACCGGAAGGAGUUAAUAAACUGAGAAAUCUUAUGAAAAUAAUUUGUGCACGCGCGGGAUUAAGUGGAAAUUAUACCAAUCAUUCGGGAAAACGCACAUGCGCAACACAACUCUACAUCGCCGGGGUUGAUGAGCAGGAGAUCAUGAAGAGAACUGGACAUAUGUCAGAAAAGGCUGUGAGAAAAUACAAGUCAGCUGACGAAUCGGUGUUACGCAAAGUAUCCUCAGUGUUAGAUCCUCCACAGAAAAGAAAAUGUCCCGAAAACAAAACUCACCAAGAAGAGCCCACUGCCAAACGUGCUACAGUGCCUCUCAGUGAUAUAAGUAAUCUCCCGACAGGAAGUCUUUUUAACAACUGUCAAGUUACUUUUAAUGUCGGAAACAAGUGACCUUUUAAACGAUUUUUGAAGACGUGGCAUAGUGACAUUAGUGUUUAUGAUUUUUAAGAAGACAUCGGGUAUAGUCUUAUAACCUUUAAAUUGUUUGUUUAUAAUUUUGUAAAAAAUAUUACAUGUAUUAAAAAUGAAAUAAACAGAUUUUUUGUUUGUUUUUCAAAGUGAACAGUGUUGAAAUUUGCAUCUUGAUUGUAGCGAUUUUUCUCUGGGACAUGACUGUUAAUCGAUACAUAAACAUUGUUUCAGUCUAACUG